This is a messenger RNA of Penicillium malachiteum, 1956 nucleotides long. Its product is annotated as F-box domain protein. Bases 1 to 1956 code for a protein of 651 amino acids. NCBI's taxonomy places the organism in Eukaryota, Fungi, Ascomycota, Eurotiomycetes, Eurotiales, Aspergillaceae. The record is from RefSeq and is a predicted model, not a curated record. The transcript is spliced from 3 exons.
AUGUCGUGCGCCUUGGAAUUACUCCCAAAUGAACUACUGGACCAGAUCAUCUUUUAUUUGAAUUCAGAACCACCUUCGAUAGAACGAAUCCAUCAAGUCCCAUGUCGUCAAAUUACCCAGUCAGAGAAGAAAGAUCUUAAGCAUCUUGCGCAAUGCUCGUACCACCUACUGGAUCUUGUGCGACCUCGGCUAUUCGUCCAUGCCUGUCUGGACUUGAACGAUGAGUUAGCCUUCCAAGCCUUUAUUCUGGGCUCGGAUCUGGCUCGCUAUGUAACCUCUCUCGUGGCGAUCAUAGAACAUGCAUCACUUGAUCCGGUCGAUCAUCGUUGGUGGCGUCGGAUUCUCCGUUAUCUAAACCCGACUCGUGUUACCGUGCUAGCGCCACCAACCUUUAUUGGAAACAUGCUUAAUACUCGUAUAAUGGAUGGCCAUAGUUGGGCAUUCGAUAUCAAGCUGCAGUUACUACAAUUAGAACAACAAAGCGCAUCCGAUAUAGCUUCUCUACCCGAUUUGGACGACUCGGAUAGCCUGCUUUUGGCCCGCCCGUGGACAUCCAUGAGCUUUAACGAAUCAUCAUCCCUAAGAGCAUAUAAUCAUUAUGAAUAUUUCCUCUCUCGGGUGCCUUCUGUUCUCGGUGAAUGGGGAUCCCAGCUAAAACCACCAGAAUUCCCACCGCAACAUCUGUCGGCCAUGUUGGGCGGGCUUACGUCUUUUUCAUAUACCGCAGUUUUCCCCUUCUACAACCAUGUGAAGCUGGUUCUGGAUAUUCUUCCCCUUAUGCCGGAACUUGAAGUGUUCAGCGUACAGCUGGCACCAAAUGCCGAUAAUCAUGUCCUGGAAAUGGAGCAGCGUGGAUCUUUGGACCCCUAUGACCCAUGGACAGAGCUGUCAACUUCUUACUCAUUGAUUGGGUUUGGGGUCCGCAACAAACAGUCUUUAAUUGAAUUCAGCAGUCGAGACUUAGCUCUUGAUGCAUUGCGAGAGGAGCUUGCUCUUGGGCUAGAAACUGACUUGGGAAAUACGAGUUGGACUCCUGAGGAGCCCGCUCAACCUAUCCUUGCUCACUCUCUGCUCCCUCACACAACACCCAUGGUAGUUAACUCCGAACACUCUGUUCAGGAAUCAACAAAAAAUGAUUGGAAGCUCGAUGAGGACUGGAAUAAAGGAAUUCAAUUGUUUGAUUCCGGGGUGUUCCGCUGUGGAUCUAUCCCUCGUUCGCUUAUGACCACACAUCUCCGGAGAAACUCUCCGUCAGCAGAGACAAACACGUUCAUCAUAUAUCCCACCAACUUUGAUGCUUUUGCCGCCAGAAACUUGUUCAAUGAUUUGCACUCUGGCCCAUCUGGCCUCUCCAAAGACGAUGCAAUCAAGCGUCUAGAUUCCGUUCAACUCCUCCCAGUGCAUAACCUGCUUCAAGCUGCUCAGGCUGUCAAGCAGGUAUCCGGAUCGCUGCAGCAAAUUCAAGAAAAAUAUCAACAAGGCCAAUCUGAGCCAGUCCAAAGCACAUCUAUCGUCCUUCUUGCUGUAGUCGGCUUGGAUACAUUAGCUGAAGGCGUUGUUCGAGCUUCAAAUCCGGCUAGAGGAGCAGCUGUGUUGGCUAGUACUUUACGUCUCUUGACACGCUUGUCCCGCACACAUUCCGACUUCCUUUCAGUCAUGCUUGUCAACACUCAUGGGCUUGGUUCUGCUUAUGUCCAAGUUGAUCAAGAGGGAUCAAAUAGACAGAAUAUUGCGGCUAGUGAAGAUACGAGAUCCGCGCGCGACGAUGGAAUUCAUUCUAUUUUUCAGAAACCGGGAACUCCUCUCCUGUCAAACCUGGCGAUGAGGACACUAGAUCAAGGAAUCGAUACGCAUAUUUUGCUUUCCGAUGUGAAAUACACCCAUGUGGCAGAAGUCAUCAAAGAUCGCAUGGGGACGGGCUUGGGAAAAUGGGGAAUCUGGUCACCCCAAAGAUGA